CGCCCCCCGUCCUGCGGACCGGAAGCCGUGCGCGCCGGGGGCUUGUGGGAAGAGGCUGUAAGCGACGGCGCAGCGUCUGCCCGGGACGGCGAGGCUGCGGGUCCCGAGCCGGAGGAAUACCUUUGAGGAAAAAUAGUAUUUCUGAGUGAGGUCUAUAUCCUGCCUUGACUGCCUUUCUUGAAGUACUGUAACAGGAUGUCCGCACAAUCUGUGGAAGAAGACUCAAUACUUAUCAUCCCAAAUCCAGAUGAAGAAGAAAAAAUUCUGAGAGUGAAACUAGAGGAGGAUCCUGAUGGUGAAGAGGGGUCAAGCAUUCCCUGGAAUCAUCUCCCUGACCCAGAAGUUUUCCGACAGCGGUUCAGGCAAUUUGGAUACCAGGAUUCACCAGGUCCCCGAGAGGCUGUGAGCCAGCUCCGUGAACUUUGCCGCCUGUGGCUCAGACCAGAGACACACACGAAGGAACAGAUCCUGGAGCUGGUAGUGCUAGAGCAGUUUGUUGCCAUCCUACCCAAGGAGCUACAGACUUGGGUUCGAGAACAUCACCCCGAGAAUGGAGAGGAGGCAGUGACCGUUCUAGAGGACUUGGAAAGUGAACUCGAUGAUCCUGGACAGCCGGUUUCUCUCCGUCGGCGAAAACGGGAAGUGAUUGUAGAAGAGAUAUCUCAAGAAGAUGCUCAGGGAUUACCAAGUUCUGAGCUUGAUGCUGUAGAGAAUCAGCUCAAGUGGGCAUCCUGGGAACUCCAUUCUCUGAGGCACUGUGAUGAUGAUGCUAGGACAGAGAAUGGAACGCUGGCUCCAAAGCAGGAGAUUGCUUCAGCUGUAGAAGCUCAUGAAGUUCCUGGCACUCUUAAUAUAGGUGUUCCUCAGAUUUUUAAAUAUGGAGAAACCUGUUUACCCAAGGGCAGAUUUGAAAGAAAGAGAAACCCUUCUCGAAAGAAACAGCAUAUAUGUGACGAAUGUGGAAAGCACUUCAGCCAGGGCUCGGCCCUCAUUCUCCAUCAGAGAAUCCACAGCGGGGAGAAGCCUUAUGGGUGUGUCGAGUGUGGCAAAGCCUUCAGCAGAAGCUCCAUCCUUGUACAGCACCAGCGAGUCCAUACCGGGGAGAAACCUUACAAGUGUCUUGAGUGUGGGAAAGCCUUUAGCCAGAAUUCUGGGCUUAUUAAUCAUCAGCGAAUCCACACUGGAGAGAAACCGUAUGAAUGCGUUCAGUGUGGAAAAUCCUACAGUCAAAGCUCAAAUCUUUUUAGACAUCAGAGAAGACACAAUGCAGAGAAACUUUUGAAUGUUGUGAAAGUUUAAAAAAUUAGGGGGAAACAAUAAGCACUCAGGUCUUUUUCUUCAGAAAUGAAGACAAAAUUAAAAACAUGAAGUGAUACAGAAAAGGUUUUUUUCCCUGUUGACUGAGAAAAUCCACUGGGAAAUACAAAAAAAGGAUUCCUCAUUCACCAUUAUUAUCUUGAGAGAAAUGGUGUUAUGCCUAGAAACUGAAAUUUUAAAUAAUUCAGGUGUUAAUACCUAAAUUUUCCAUGGGAUGUUUAUAGUCUCUUUUUUUUCUCCCAAGUAAUGAGCUACCUGAUUUUUUGUCCCUUUCUUAACAUUUUCCUUUUUCAGACUAAUAUUUUAUUUCAGUGUUGGUUAUUGAAAUGUUGUUUUGUAAGGACAUGUAUCUUUCUAUUUUAAAAGGCAGCGUAGGAAUUGUAAACUCUAAAAGCCCAUCUUCAAGCAUCUAAAAACACCUUUGAAAACUUCGUUUCCUUUUGUUCAGUUUGAGCAUAUUUGAGAAAAAUAGUAGAGGCUAGUCAAAGCCUCAAUGUUAAAUGAGCCUUACGAUCUCAGAUGAGUGACAGUAGCAAAACUUCAAUGAGUGAAAGGGAGGAAUUAGAGAAGUUACAACUGUGGUGUGUCUGUUAAGCACAGUUGUCUUUCUACGGGAAAACUUAACAAAAAACAAACUAAAACCUGAUUUUAUCUAACUUGUGGGCAUCUUACUAAUGAAAGCAGUUUUCCUGUGUAAAAAUAGACACUUGUGAACAUAAAGGUAAAAGUAACACUAAGGAAGAAUUUGUAGUGAAUGCUGGUGUUGAAAGGCAAAUAUAAAAUUAAGGCAGUUAUAUGAUGUGGCUUUUAGAAAAACUCACAAAUCUAACUCAUUUUGCCCUCAUCCUAGUUAAGGAUAAAAAGUUCCUUGAUGAGAGGGCAACGAUAUCAGGUUUGCUAUUUUUAUUCCUUUGAUACAAAAGGGUUGAGCACCAGGCUAAAACAGCCAUGCAUUUAUUAUUAAACAUUUCUACCGACAAUGCACUGUGCAAAGUACUGUAAUCCUACUGUAAGUAGGUAGGUAUUUGUUCCACUGUAAGUCAUAAGGGUGUCCCCAUCAGCAUUCCCAGGCCACCUCUGAGGUUCCCAGAGUUGUAGUUCUCUUACCAGUGUGAUGUGUUUGGAGGGAGAGAUGUCAGCUCAGAAAGCUAGCUAGUUAGCUCUUAGCACUUUUCAGAGGUGAGUUCAAGAUACACUCUUUAGUUUGAGAAUUUUUGAGUCUUAAAAAUCCAAAUGUAAUUUCUAGUAGCAUAGCAGUUAUAACUACAUGUUAAGUUGAAUGGACUGUUCUACUUUAAAAAAUAAACAACUAGGCUAUUAAUAACUAGUUUAUUAACUGUCAGAAUUGAUUGAAUUUUUUUUAAUUUACAGUCUUAACACAUUUAAAAAAAAAUAAAGUAAUACAUUUUAGUAGUAGGAUUCUGUAUGCCUUGGUUAAGAAUCCAAGUACUGUGGUUCUACUGUUUAAUGGCAAACUCUGGAAGUUAAAGAUUGAGUAUAAGAGGUUUGGGGGUUUUUGUUGUUGUUUGUUUUUUUAUAUGUAAGACAGGCAUCAUUACAUGGAAAAUGAUCCAUGGGAGUACAAAUAUUUCCAGCAAUUUGGGUUCUAUCGGGUGCUUGGCCAAUUUUAAGAUGAAAAGUGAGAUUUUUUUGCGUGAGCCUAUUGAAAAACAGUAAUAAAUGCAAUGCCAGCUGGUGAAGUGAGGCCGAAUGAAGCUUGUUCAUAGAGUUCUGAUAACAAUUAUAAGAAAUGUGCUUUAUAGAUUAAGAUUUAUUGAAGUAUAAAUAUGUAGUAAUGCUAUAAUGUAUUUUUAAGUUAUACAAGAAAAUGUAGGGACUUUGUUUGGGUCUUUUCUCUGUGGCUGAGAGGAAACAAGUUAAUAUCCAAUAAAGCUCUAAACUCCUCUGCUCUGAGACGGAGUAACUGGAA
This is a messenger RNA of Phodopus roborovskii (desert hamster), 3247 nucleotides long. RefSeq names its product zinc finger protein 24 (gene Znf24). Gene Ontology annotation, biological process: regulation of transcription by RNA polymerase II. Bases 196 to 1299 code for a protein of 367 amino acids. The record is from RefSeq and is a predicted model, not a curated record. NCBI's taxonomy places the organism in Eukaryota, Metazoa, Chordata, Mammalia, Rodentia, Cricetidae. The transcript has 4 exons. Gene Ontology annotation, molecular function: DNA-binding transcription factor activity, RNA polymerase II-specific; RNA polymerase II cis-regulatory region sequence-specific DNA binding.